Molecule: messenger RNA, 3126 nt
Organism: Diceros bicornis minor
Lineage: Eukaryota; Metazoa; Chordata; Mammalia; Perissodactyla; Rhinocerotidae
Gene: SYT7
Product: synaptotagmin 7
Exons: 13
Coding region: 338-2398 (686 amino acids)
Biological process (GO): regulation of calcium ion-dependent exocytosis; vesicle fusion; cellular response to calcium ion
Cellular component (GO): synaptic vesicle; axon; synapse
Molecular function (GO): clathrin binding; SNARE binding; phosphatidylserine binding
Source: RefSeq, a predicted model, not a curated record
GCGGCGCCGGCGGUGCCCCGGGCGCGCUCGCACACGCGCUCACACACACACAUACACACGGCCUCGUACACACUCACACACGCUCCGGCGCGCACACGCGGCGCGCAGGCCGGAGGGAGGAGGCUCGGCGGCGGCGGCAGCGUGCUCGGCGGGCGGGCGGCAGGGCUGGCGGGCGGCCCCCGCUCCCCGGCUCGGCGGCUCGGUGCAGCCCGCGCGGCCCCCGCCCUCGGACCCGCCCCCGGGGGUCGCCCGGCCCCAUGCCCUGCAGCGGCGGCGGAGCAGCGCGCGGCCGCGGGCGGCUCUGAGGAGCCCGGAGGGAGCCGGCGACGAGGGGACCAUGUACCGGGACCCGGAGGCGGCCAGCCCAGGGGCACCCACCCGCGAUGUCCUGCUGGUCUCUGCCAUCAUCACCAUCAGCCUUAGCGUCACUGUCGUCCUCUGCGGCCUCUGCCACUGGUGUCAGCGCAAACUGGGCAAACGCUACAAGAACUCCUUGGAGACCGUGGGCACACCAGACUCAGGGCGUGGGCGCAGUGAGAAGAAGGCCAUCAACGAUCUAGACAGAGACUUUUGGAAUAACAAUGAGAGCACAGUGCAACAGAAAUGGAGUUCCUACCCUCCCAAGGAGUUUAUUCUAAACAUUUCACCCUACGCCCCUUAUGGCGACCCACGACUGUCCCUCAAUGGCACUCUCCUGUCGGGCGCCAAAGUGGCCGCCGCGGCGGGGCUGGCGGUGGAGCGGGAAGGCCGGCUGGGGGAGAAGCCGGCGCCGGUGCCGCCACCCGGAGAGGACGCCUUGAGAAGCGGCGGGGCUGCCCCCAGCGAGCCGGGCAGCGGUGGCAAGGCUGGGAGAGGCCGCUGGCGGACGGUGCAGAGCCACCUGGCCGCAGGGAAGCUCAACUUGUCCAAUUUCGAGGACUCCACCCUGUCCACGGCCACUACCCUUGAGUCUAUCCCCAGCUCCACGGGAGAGCCGAAAUGCCAGCGACCCCGCACCCUGAUGCGGCAGCAGAGCCUGCAGCAGCCGCUGAGCCAGCAGCAGCGGGGCCGGCAGCCCAGCCAGCCCACCACCAGCCAGAGCCUGGGCCAGCUGCAGGCCCACGUGGCCUCGGCGCCGGGCUCCAACCCCCGGACCGCUGGCCGGGGCCAGAGUCGGCAGGGCGCCUCGGCCGGCUCCAAGUACCGGGCGGCCGGCGGCCGCAGCCGCUCCAACCCGGGCAGCUGGGACCACGUGGUGGGGCAGAUUCGAAACCGAGGCUUGGACAUGAAAUCCUUCCUGGAAGGCCGGAUGGUGGUGCUAUCCUUGGUCUUAGGGCUUUCGGAACAGGAUGACUUUGCCAAUAUCCCUGACCUGCAAAACCCAGGAACCCAGCAGAACCAGAACGCUCAGGGGGACAAGAGGUUGCCUCCAGGAGGGAAGGCAGUGAACACAGCGCCAGUGCCGGGCCAGACGCCCCACGAUGAGUCUGACCGCCGGACAGAGCCACGCUCCUCAGUCUCGGACCUUGUCAACUCCCUCACCAGCGAGAUGCUCAUGCUCUCCCCAGGCUCCGAGGAGGACGAGGCCCACGAGGGCUGCAGCCGAGAGAACCUGGGCCGGAUCCAGUUCAGUGUCGGCUACAAUUUCCAGGAGUCCACGCUCACCGUGAAGAUCAUGAAGGCCCAGGAGCUGCCCGCCAAGGACUUCAGCGGCACCAGCGACCCCUUUGUCAAGAUCUACCUGCUGCCAGACAAGAAGCACAAGCUAGAGACCAAGGUGAAACGCAAGAACCUGAACCCGCACUGGAAUGAGACCUUCCUCUUUGAAGGUUUCCCCUACGAGAAGGUGGUGCAGAGGGUCCUCUACCUCCAGGUCUUGGACUAUGACCGCUUCAGCCGCAAUGACCCCAUCGGGGAAGUGUCCAUCCCCCUCAACAAGGUGGACCUGACCCAGAUGCAGACCUUCUGGAAGGAUCUGAAGCCAUGCAGCGAUGGGAGUGGGAGCCGAGGGGAGCUGCUCUUGUCUCUCUGCUACAACCCCUCUGCCAACUCCAUCAUCGUGAACAUCAUCAAAGCCCGGAACCUCAAAGCCAUGGACAUCGGGGGCACCUCAGACCCCUAUGUGAAGGUGUGGCUGAUGUACAAGGACAAGCGUGUGGAGAAGAAGAAGACGGUGACGAUGAAGAGGAACCUGAACCCCAUCUUCAACGAGUCGUUUGCCUUUGAUAUCCCCACGGAGAAGCUGAGGGAGACGACCAUCGUCAUCACCGUCAUGGACAAGGACAGACUCAGCCGCAAUGACGUCAUCGGCAAGAUCUAUCUGUCCUGGAAGAGCGGGCCCGGGGAAGUGAAACACUGGAAGGACAUGAUUGCCCGUCCCCGGCAGCCUGUGGCCCAGUGGCACCAGCUGAAGGCCUGAGUGGGGCCAAGGAAGGCCCAGGGGGCUGAGGGCCUGGGUCCCAUCAUGACCACACCACUUUAUGCACAACACCCGGCCUGGCCCCCCUGCCAUGAGUGAGGGGAGGACCCUGAGGGCCCGGCCAGGGAGGGAUCCCAGGAAUCUAUUGGGCCUCAUUUCUAGGAAGUACCAGCCCCAUCCCCCACCGGUCCAGCUCUGGGGGAGGGGCUCUGGGAGCCAUUUUCCUGCUUUGCCCCUUCCCUUCCUGACUUGCUGAUACUAAAGAAGUGGGGGAGAGCGCGAGAGCCAGACGGGCAGAUGGGCAGAUCCCUCCAGAGGCCCGCCAGGUGGGCACGGUCCCCCGUUUUCUUUAAGGCAGUGCCUGGAGUGGAGAGAAGCCCCCCCCUCCCCAGCCCACGAUGUGGGCCCAGGAAGAGGGGAGGCCGAGGCGUUUGGCCCCGGCCUGGCCAGGAGAGGCCCGUCCCAGGGCAGUUUCAGGUGCCGGCUGGGCCCUGAAUGCCGAGGAUAGUAUAUAGCCCGCUCCGGGGUCCUGGAGCCGCAGCUCUGUGUACUUGUGUUGUGUCCACCAUAUGUGUGUGCGUGUGUGUGUGUGUGUAUGGGGGUGGGGGCACUUGCUCCCUGUCCUCCUGGGGCCGGCAGUGCUGAAGACUGCAGAGAGGGCAGGGUUUCAUGAAGUGAGGUAGGGCUGGAGGCUGGGAGGGGUCAAUGCACAGAGCCAGGGGGUGGGA